Phaethon lepturus (White-tailed tropicbird) is the source of this 2169-nucleotide messenger RNA. It is a transcript of the gene GRAMD1B, whose product is annotated as GRAM domain containing 1B. Gene Ontology annotation, biological process: intracellular sterol transport. Gene Ontology annotation, molecular function: sterol transfer activity; sterol binding. The record is from RefSeq and is a predicted model, not a curated record. The transcript has 18 exons. NCBI's taxonomy places the organism in Eukaryota, Metazoa, Chordata, Aves, Phaethontiformes, Phaethontidae. The annotation marks the transcript as partial. Gene Ontology annotation, cellular component: endoplasmic reticulum-plasma membrane contact site; plasma membrane; endoplasmic reticulum membrane.
AGUAACUCAAACCGCAGCACGCCUGCCUGCUCCCCGAUCCUGCGCAAACGCUCCCGGUCCCCAACACCGCAGGACUCCCAAGGAGACACCAUGGUGGAAAAAGGCUCAGACCACUCAUCAGACAAAUCCCCUUCUACGCCAGAGCAGGGUGUACAGCGUAGCUGUUCCUCUCAGUCAGGCCGCAGUGGGGCCAAGAACUCCAAGAAAAGCCAGAGUUGGUAUAAUGUGUUGAGUCCAACAUACAAACAACGGAAUGAAGAUUUCAGGAAACUCUUCAAACAGCUUCCUGACACGGAGCGCCUCAUCGUAGAUUACUCAUGUGCGCUACAAAGAGACAUUCUCCUGCAGGGCCGCCUCUACCUCUCUGAAAACUGGAUCUGCUUUUACAGCAACAUUUUCCGUUGGGAGACACUGCUGACAGUUCGCUUGAAGGAUAUCUGCUCGAUGACCAAGGAAAAAACAGCACGGCUCAUUCCUAAUGCCAUCCAAGUUUGCACUGACACUGAAAAGCACUUUUUUACUUCCUUUGGGGCUCGAGACAGGACGUACAUGAUGAUGUUCAGACUCUGGCAGAAUGCUCUCCUUGACAAGCCUCUCUGUCCAAAGGAGCUCUGGCACUUUGUCCACCAGUGUUACGGGAACGAGCUGGGCCUGACCAGUGAUGAUGAAGACUACGUACCUCCUGAUGAUGACUUCAACACAAUGGGCUACUGUGAAGAAAUCCCCGUGGAAGAGAAUGAAGUCAAUGACAGCUCCUCAAAAAGCAGCAUGGAGGCCAAGCCAGAAGCUAGCCCUCAACUGCCAAAGAAAUCUGUCACUGCCAGCACAUUGACAUCUACGGGAAGCAGCGAAGCGCCAGCCUCGUUUGAUGGGGUGCUACCAGAAGAGGAGGAGGCCGUGGUGGAGAGUCCUGUGGAAAAAGACCUUGGCAUUGCAAAUAUCAUGGGAGAGAAAAUAGAGAUCAUUGGCCCCGUGAACUCCCCUUCCCUAGACUUCAACGACAACGAAGACAUUCCCACUGAGCUCAGUGACUCGUCAGAGACCCAUGAUGAAGGGGAAGUUCAAGCCUUUUACGAGGAUCUGAACGGCCGUCAGUAUGUGAAUGAAGUGUUCAACUUCAGCGUGGACAAACUGUACGACUUGCUUUUCACGGACUCCCAGUUCCAGAGGGACUUCAUGGAACAGCGCCGUUUCUCUGAUAUUAUCUUUCAUCCCUGGAAGAAGGAAGAAAAUGGCAAUCAGACCAGAGUGAUCUUGUACACCAUUACCCUCACCAACCCUCUGGCCCCCAAAACUGCCACUGUCACUGAGACGCAGACAAUGUACAAAGCCAGCCAAGAAAGCGAGUGCUAUGUCAUAGAUGCAGAGGUGCUAACUCACGACGUCCCCUACCAUGAUUAUUUCUACACCAUUAACCGCUACACGUUGACUCGUGUUGCCAGAAACAAAAGCCGACUCAGGGUUUCCACGGAGUUACGUUACCGGAAACAGCCUUGGGGGCUUGUAAAAUCCUUUAUUGAGAAGAAUUUUUGGAGCGGCCUAGAAGAUUAUUUCCGUCAUUUGGAGAGCGAACUGACCAAAACCGAGAGCACGUACCUGGCUGAGGUCCACAGACAAUCCCCCAAAGAGAAAGUGAGCAAGCAAUCGACUGUGCGCCGGAGGAAACGGGCCCAUGCCCAUCUGCGGGUGCCACACUUGGAGGAGGUGCUGAGUCCCGUCACCACCCCCACGGAUGAGGAUGUUGCACAUCGAAUCAAGCAUGUGGCAGGUUCCACUCAGACACGGCACAUCCCUGAGGAGAGCCCCAGUGGCUUCCACCUGCAGAGUGUCUCCAAGCUGCUCCUUGUCAUCAGUUUUGUUCUGGUGCUGCUGGUCAUUCUCAACAUGAUGCUGUUCUACAAACUCUGGAUGUUGGAGUAUACUACACAGACGCUCACAGCAUGGCAGGGCUUGCGGCUACAGGAAAGGUUACCCCAGUCUCAGACAGAAUGGGCCCAGUUACUAGAAUCUCAGCAGAAGUAUCAUGACACAGAGCUACAAAAAUGGCGCGAGAUCAUCAAAUCUUCGGUGAUGCUUCUAGACCAGAUGAAGGAUUCACUAAUAAAUCUUCAGAAUGGCAUCGGGUCCCGGGACUUCGGGUCAGAUCCAGAGGAGAAACGGAAACGUUUC